AUGCAGGCGCAUCCGCUGCCCCUCGGUCGCAGGGCGCAGCUACUUAGGCCGCGAGCCCUCUGGCAGAGGCCCGAUCUAUUGCCGUUUGCUGCUGCUGCGCUGCUCCUGCUGGUCCUCGCUAUUGGGGAGCAUGAGGCAGCAGACCAGGCAGCAGCAGCUGCGGCUGCUUCUGCAGCUGCUGCAGCUUCUGUUCCAGCAGCAGCAGAGGUAGUUAACCGAGGUGCUACAGCACCUGCUGCAGUAGUUCCGCCACCAGCAGCAGCGGCACGCCCAGCAGUGGCAGUUCCAGCAGAAGAAGCAGCACCGGAGGUAGUCAACCUGACUGCAGCAACACCAGCUAUUGCAGCGACAGAAACAGAGCUUCUUUCGGACGUUUCCGCUGCUGCGUCAAGAGACCCAGCCUUCGCCAGUGCUGCAGUUUCACCAUUGGCAGUAGCAGCAACAGCAACCACUGCAGAAGAAGCACCCACUGCUGCAGAAGAACAGGACGAUGAGGAGGUGCUGCCAUGGUUGCUGCAGACGAGGAGCUCCGUUUUGCUGCUGCUGCUGCUUCUGGCGUGGGGUGGUUUGCUUCUGGCUAGCUGCUGGGUGCUGCGGCUGCAGCGGUGGAAAGAUUACAAUGUGUGCACUGCAACAGCAGCAGCCGCAGCAGCAAAAGGUGGUGCAGCAGCAGCAGCAGCAACGCAUGUGUUUGUUACUGCAGGGGCAGAAGACAAAGAGGACUUCCUGGUGCCUCUCGAGUUGCUGCCUCGGCGGCCUGCGGCAGCUGCUGCAGCUAAUGCAUCAGCUGCAGGAAAGCGACCGCAUCGCUCCAGUACCAAAAGCAUGCAUCAGCAGCAGCAACCACAGCAGCAGCAAUAUGAACUGCUGAUAACACUCAAGGGGCAGCGCUAUUUGUAUGACUUAGAGAGAGAAGAUUUCUUUCCUGUUGAGGCUCCGCAGCACUUGCCGCUGCGCUGCUACUUAGGGUGGACGGGUCUUACUGAGGGCUCUGCAGCAGCACCACCAGCAGCAGCAGGAGGAAACAUGGAUAAGUUCGUGGGAGAUGCGCAGCUGCGGUUUGGCCGCAACUGCUGCGAGGUGCCGGUGCCACCGUUUGCUGCGCUGCUCCAGAAGCAGCUGGUAUCGCCUUUCUUUUGCUUCCAAACUGCCUGUGUUUGUCUUUGGCUGCUUGAUGGAUAUUGGGGCUUUCCAUUGUCCACACUCUUCCUCUUAAUCGUCGUAGAGGCACAGACGGCCUUCAAACAUCGGAGGGAGUUGCUGAGAGUUCGACAGAUGCAGCCCGUGCCGCCUCGGGUGUACGUACACCGCAAACACUGCAACAGCACCGGCGGCAGCACGUGCUCGUGGCAGCUCAUUAAAGCCGCAGAGCUGCUACCUGGCGACGUCUUUUGCUGGGACUUGCAGCGCAGCAGCCACAACGGCAGCGCGAACAACAACAAUAACAACAACAACAACAACAACAACAACAACAACAACAACAACAACAACAACAACAACAACAACAACAACAGCUCGCCACUGUUAGCGCCGGUGGACGGGUUGCUGCUGCAGGGCACCGCAGUGAUCGAUGAGUCAUUACUAACAGGCGAGGCUAUUCCCCAGGCAAAGGCGGCUUUGUCACUAACUGCUGCUGAGGCAGGUGCUCUGGAGGAGCGCCUCGAUUUGCAGGGCCAACACAAGCAGUUUUCCUUCUGUGCAGGGACAUCUCUGUUGGCAGCAGAAAAUGAAGGAGCUGUCGGCCUUGGCUGCUGCAAAUUGCCCAACGCCGCACCCGUCGCCCUCACUGUACGCACAGGCUUCGCCACCACGGAGUUUAUGCAGCCUUCUGCGGAGCAACUGCAGCAGGAGCUGGAGCAGCUGAAGCAGCAGUUCCCACGCCGCAAGCCCUCAACGUGGCGCCUGCUGCUGUCUCUCUCCCACAUUAUUACCUCCGUUGUCCCCCCUGAGUUUCCUAUGCUGCUAUCUUUAACCCUUACUGUUGGUGUUCUCCACCUUGCAAAGACAGGCAUCUGCUGCACAGACACCCUCAAGCUUGCUGCUGCCGGUGGAGUGCGCGUUGCUGCAUUUGAUAAGACGGGGACCCUCACUUACCACAAGUACAAUCUCCUGGGCGUCUUUGGGGUUGGCAACAAACCUCGAGACCUCGACAAGCUGCAGCAGGAGCCGCAGCGGCAGGAGCAGCAGCAACAACAGCAACGGCAGCAACAGCAGGCGCAAAAAAACGAGCUGCCGCUGCUGACGGCAUUAGCUGUUGGUUCUUGCCACUGCCUGCGACCAGACAGCAACGGUGCACCAGUAGGAGAUCCCCUCGAGCUCGAGGCCUUUAAGAGCUUUGGCUGGAAGUUGCCCUCUCAACGAUCUGCCGUGCUGCGCAGGGAGAUGGGAGAUGCUGUUGCGCAGCUGUCUCUGCUUUUGUGCUUCCCCUUCACAUCAAAUCUGCAGCGCACAACGUCAGUGGCGGAGUACACCGUAACGACGGACGUGUGGUGCGGGGCCCAGCAGCAGCGGGAGCAGCAAGAACAGCAGCAGGAUAAGGAAAAGCAGCAAGAGCUACGGCAGCUGCUGCAGCGGAAGCAGAAAGGGUUUAUUGUUGCUGUUAAAGGGGCCCCUGAGAGAUUAAAGCAGUUCCUUGGUAGCGUUCCCCCUUUCUACGACUCCAUGGCGGAUGAGCUCACAGGCAGAGGGCUUCGGGUUUUAGCAGUGGCUGCUCGUCUAUGUACGACUAACCCGCAGUCUCUCCCUCGCGAGGCGCUAGAGAGGGAUUUGGUCUUUUGUGGGUUUUUAUCGUUUGUUGCUGCUGUCAAGCCGGGGGUGCAGCAGCAGCUGCAGUUGCUGCGGUGCAGCGGACAGCAGGUUGUCAUGCUUACCGGAGAUCAUGCCCUCACAGCUGCGGCUGUUGCUGCAGAUGUUGGCAUCAUACACCACCCAAGCACUUGCGGAGUCCCGAGCUGCUGCGGCUCCAACAGCAACAAAGGCAGCAACAGUAGCAAGGAAGGUACUAGCAGCAGCAGCAGCGACACAGGAAAGCUGCUGCCGCUCUUCCUCAGUCUUGUAAAGGACUCAGAGACGCCUAGGUCUGCCGCCGCCAGUUUGCAGCUGCAGCAAUCUCGGGCCCGUCGUACAGCAGCAAAAGAAGCCGGAGACAGCAGCAGCAGCAGCAUUGAGUCUAGAGGCAGUGCGGACGAGGUGCUCGAGUGGGUCUCAGCAGAUCACAGCGUGCGGCUGCCGUUUGCUGCUGCUCUGAGCCCCCAUCCGUCUACUGAGCAUGCAUUUUGCGUGUGCGGCACAGUGCUGCAGCAGCUGCAACAGCAGAAGCAACAGCAAUGGAAGCUGCAGCAGCAGAGGGAACCGCAGCAGCAGGAGGGUACUGGGGACGCACGUGUGCGUAGGGAAGAGGAGCUUGAACUGCAGCAGGUGCAGCGACAGCAGCAGCAGGAAGAGCAGCAGGAGGCGCAGCAGCUGCUGCUACGGCGGCUUGUACACCAUGUGCGUGUCUUUGCUCGGCUGUCCCCUCAAGACAAGCAGCAAGUUGUUAAGGCAUUUGCUGCCGAAGGUUUUCCUGUAUUGAUGUGUGGAGAUGGAGCAAACGACAUUGGGGCCCUUAAGACUGCUGCAGUUGGGGUGUCUGUGUUGUCGAGUUCUCCUUGUGCUGCUGUUACAGCAGCAGCAGCAGCAUCUUCUGCAGCGCUUCCCGGUGGUGUUAAUGGCGGGGGCUGCAGUCUCUCUCCUCUGCAGCAGCUUCAACAGCAGCAGCAGCAGCAGCAGUUGUUACUGCACCAGCGCCAUAGGCAGCCGAUGUCCAGUGCCCAGCAGCAGCAGCAACAAUUGCUGUUACAGCAGCAGCUGCAGCAGCAGCGGCAGCAGCUGCUGGAGCGUACCUUAGAGGGUCUAGCCGGGGACAGCACAUUGGUUCCCUUAGGAUCUGCUUCUGUUGCUGCAGCAUUUACAUGCAGAGAAAGUGGUAUUGCUGUUGUUAGUCGUGUUAUAACACAGGGCCGCUGCUGCUUAGCUGCACUGCUGCUGAUGCAUCGUCUUAUUGCCCUUAAUUGCAGUGUAUCGGCAUUCUCUCUUUCUGUUCUUUCUACUGAUGGUGUUCGUUUUAGUGAUCUACAGGCUGCCAUAGAAAGCUGUCUGUCAACAAUGCUCACUCUCUGUCUUAGUGCGCCUCCAGAUGAGCCCCAACAGCAGCAGCAACAGCAACAGCAGCAGCAGCAGCAGGGGUCUAUGGGAGAUAAGCCUCCACCCACUUCGGUAUUUUCCUUCUGGGGGAUUGUCUCCUUGGUCGGGCAGGCAGCGUUGCAUGUUUGGUGUCUUGCGAGGGCCUGGGUCUUAGCACGCGCCCUCCGAGACAGCAGCAGCAGCAGCAGCAGCGACGUCAGGAGCAGCAGCAGUGGGGGAGAAUAUGAUGAGGAAGCAUUUAAGCCGGAUGCAGUGAACACGGCAACAUUUUAUUUGCUGCUAGCUAUGCAUAUGUCUACUUUCUUAGCAAACUAUGAAGGUGCUCCUUGGUCUCGGCCUUUGCUGCAGAAUGCUCGCCUAGGCAAGAUGCUGCUAAGUGGCUUAGUGCUGCUGCUGGUGCUGCUUCUGCAGCUGCUGCCCUUCCUCAAUGAAAUACUAGAUCUCGUACUCUUCCAUGACGCAGACUUCCUGCUGCAGCUGCAGCUACUCGUUGCAGCAGACCUGCUGGGGCCGUGGCUAGUUGCUGCUACAUGCAGGAAGGCAGCUACUUUUAGACAGGGCCCCCUCAAACCCCUCGCUCUACAGCAGCAGCAACAGCAGCAGCAGCCGCAGCAGCAUGACUAG
This is a messenger RNA of Eimeria maxima, 4806 nucleotides long. Its product is annotated as cation-transporting ATPase, putative. Lineage: Eukaryota; Apicomplexa; Conoidasida; Eucoccidiorida; Eimeriidae. Gene Ontology annotation, cellular component: endoplasmic reticulum membrane. Gene Ontology annotation, molecular function: nucleotide binding; P-type ion transporter activity. The transcript is spliced from 9 exons. The coding region runs from base 1 to 4806 and encodes 1601 amino acids. Gene Ontology annotation, biological process: intracellular calcium ion homeostasis. The record is from RefSeq and is a predicted model, not a curated record.